Molecule: messenger RNA, 1805 nt
Organism: Hypomesus transpacificus
Lineage: Eukaryota; Metazoa; Chordata; Actinopteri; Osmeriformes; Osmeridae
Product: growth/differentiation factor 6
Exons: 3
Coding region: 96-1322 (408 amino acids)
Biological process (GO): SMAD protein signal transduction
Cellular component (GO): extracellular region
Molecular function (GO): cytokine activity; growth factor activity
Source: RefSeq, a predicted model, not a curated record
CUCACCUGACAGCAGAAGGGAGUGGCCAGGCACCUGUAUAAAUGAAAGCAUGUCAGGAAUUUCAUUCAUAACAUUGACAACCAUAGAGAGCAAGUAUGCAGAGAUCCCUGCUCUUAGCUGGCCUGGCCCUGCUCCUCUCCUCCAUGCCAGGGGAGAGCUGGCCACGCCAGGCCCAGAGAGAGGCCCUCGGGCUGGGCUUGGAGGGAAGCCAGAGGGCCCUGCUGCUGGAGGAACUGAAGGCAGGUUUGCUAAGCUCUAUGGGCCUGGAGAAGGAGCCCCGGGGGAGCCCCGGGGGGAGGCUGGAGGGGAGGCUGGAGGGGAGGCCAGGGGGGAGGCCAGGGGGGAGGGAUGGAGAGAUAAGGAGGAUAAAGCAACUCUACCAGGAGACACUGAGGGAGCUGAGAGGAAACAGGACUGGGAGAAACCAGCAGCACUCACAGAUAACAUCCACCCUGCUGCUCCCAGACUCUGUGUCCCCGGUGCCCUCUCUGGACCCAGAGCUGCUCUGGUACCAGGCCGUGUUCCAGCACAGACCCAGCUUCAGGACGGGCCUGGGUCUGAUCAAGGCUCAGCUCAGACUCUACACACACCUGCGGAAGGACACACCUGGCCCUGGCCCUGGCCCUGGUCCUGGUCCUGGUCCUGGACCUGGUCAUGGCCCUGGUCCUGGUCCUGGCCCUGGUCCUGGACUGGUGGUCCAGGUCCGGGUGUAUGAGAGAAGACAGCUGAACGAUACAGCUGCCAGACCCCCAGGGCAGCAGCCCCCCCUGCAGCCCUCCGGUCCGGGAGCUGCCAGCGUGGACGUGGGGCGGGAGGUGCGGAGGUGGAGGGCGGGGCCAGGGGGGGGGGAGCUGGUGGUAGAGAUGGGGGUGCUCUGGGCUGGGGGUGAGGAGGGGGGUUCUGGGCCGCCCAGCCUGGCCCUGGAGCUGGACCUGGCACCUAGCAGGCGGGGCCGGGGGGUCCGGGGGGACAGAAGGAGGAGGCGUUCCAGUGGGGAGCAGAGCUGCGAGGAGGAGGGUCUGUGCUGCAGGAAGUCCAUCAGUGUAUCUUUCGAGGAGAUUGGUUGGUCGGACUGGGUGGUGGCACCCCCUGGCUACACCAUGAGGUACUGCGGUGGCUCCUGCCCCCAUAACUACCGGCCGGCCAGCAUGCAUGCCCAGGUGAAGUCCCGGCUGCACCGGCUCUCCUGGGGCGGAGCUCCCCAGCCCUGCUGCGUGCCCGCGGGAUUUGAACCGCUAGUGCUCAUGCACUACGACAGCAGAGGAAAGCUGAAGCUCAGCACCUUCAGCGAUCUGCUGGUGACCAGCUGCCACUGCGCGUGACACACUGCAGGGACACACUGCAUAUGUACAUGGAUACAUGGAUAUACUGUAUAUAACUACAGAGAGAGAUGUUCUUGGACUCUGACAGACUCUGAAAGACACAUAAGCGACACUACACAUGUUGUUUUAUAAAACUAGUUACUGUUAACAAACUCUGUAUUACAAGAGGUCGUAUGACAUUCCUAGUCCUGUGAUAUCAUAUAUCUAUAUUUACAUUUAUACACAUGAAGAAGUGUAUUUCUAUUAUUAUUUCGUUGUUUAAAUGUGUAUGUACUGUAGGAACCAGGUCAGGCGUAUGACUGAAGAUACUCUGCUUGUUAAAUACAUUUCAAUUACACAAAUAACACCAAAUUACACAAUUAUAUGCUACAAUAUUGAUUGAUUGUGUUUAUGUUUAAUUUUUUCUCUAUUAACAACAGCAAGGAAAUCACAUUUACAUUUAGUCAUUUAGCAGACGCUCUUAUCCAGAGCGACUUACAGUAA